Punctularia strigosozonata HHB-11173 SS5 is the source of this 1921-nucleotide messenger RNA. RefSeq names its product aspartate-semialdehyde dehydrogenase. Bases 29 to 1144 code for a protein of 371 amino acids. The record is from RefSeq and is a predicted model, not a curated record. Gene Ontology annotation, molecular function: aspartate-semialdehyde dehydrogenase (NADP+) activity; NAD binding; NADP binding. NCBI's taxonomy places the organism in Eukaryota, Fungi, Basidiomycota, Agaricomycetes, Corticiales, Punctulariaceae. Gene Ontology annotation, biological process: L-threonine biosynthetic process. The transcript is spliced from 5 exons.
GUGCGUCGACGUCGACGAGGCCGACGACAUGCUUCCCGAUAAGAAAGUCAAAGUGGGCGUGCUGGGCGCGACCGGGAUGGUCGGCCAGCGCUUCAUCGCUCUCCUCGCCGUGCACCCGUUCUUCGUGAUUCAUGCCCUUGGUGCCUCCUCAAGAUCGGCCGGAAAGCAAUAUGCUCGGGCUGUCAACUGGAAGCAGACUACGCCCAUACCUUCAGCCGUGCGCGAAAUGGUUGUCCAAGAAUGCAAAGCUGAACACUUUGCCGAAUGCGCGGUGAUCUUUUCUGGCUUGGACUCGGACGUUGCGGGAGACAUCGAGGCCGCCUUCCGCGCUGCUGAGCUCGCAGUGUUCUCCAACUCGAAGAACUUCCGUCGCGACCCACAUGUGCCGCUCAUCGUCCCCCUCGUCAAUCCCUCUCACCUGUCGAUGAUCCAACAACAGCGUGCCUUGCACGCGCCGGCGCUCAAGCGGGGGUUCAUCCUCACGAACGCCAACUGCUCUACGACCGGCUUCGUCAUUCCCCUUGCAGCGCUCGAAAAGGCCUUCGGGCCCAUCGAGUCAUGCAUGAUCACGACCAUGCAGGCUAUCUCCGGCGCUGGCUACCCUGGCGUCUCCGGAAUGGAUAUAGUGGACAAUGUCGUCCCAUACAUUUCCGGAGAGGAAGAGAAGAUAGAAUGGGAGACCCUCAAGAUCCUUGGCGGCAUAGCGGAGGCAGACGAUGAAAGCGGCCUCAAAUCGUUCGACAUGCACUCCCGCCAUCCUCUUCGCGUCUCGGCGUCUUGCAAUCGCGUUCCGGUCGUUGAUGGCCACACGGAAUGUGUCUCUGUGCGUUUCGCGCGUCGACCCCCGCCGAGCCCACAGCAGGUCCGGGAGGCGCUCUCCGCUUACACGACGGAAGCCCAGGCCUUAGGUUGCCCGUCGGCACCGAGGAGAACAAUUUUUGUCCACGAGGAGCCGGAUAGACCUCAGCCUCGCUUGGACCGCGAUUACCAGCAAGGUUCGAGCGUUAUGGUAGGCCGCGUGAGGCAAUGCCGUGUCCUGGACAUCAAGUUCGUUGUCCUGGCGAACAACGUUUGCAUUGGGGCAGCCACUAGCAGUAUUAUUAACGCCGAGCUGGCGAUAGUGAAAGGCAUUGUUCAGGUUUAGACUUUCCAUUCUAUGAAACAAACAUACACGUACAAUCAGCGCGCGCGAAUUGUCGGACGUUGCGCGAAUUGGAUACUUACACAUGGCGCUACGGGACCCCAGCAUGACCUUCGUGAUUACUGAUUGAGAUGUUAUGCCUUUUUCUCUUCCUACCACCUAUCUUAUGUCGAUCACCUUCGGCCGCCAUCUCAUCCUCCCAGCCUUCAGGGAUCAUCCCUUCCGUCAACUUGAUUAUAUGUGUUUGUAGUAACAAUCCGAUUGCCACCAGCGACGAGCCAUCUAGGCGCCUAUACAUAUCUCGCCUGACCACCGCGUCUCGCUGCGGCGCAUUGUCAGCCCCUACGCCUUCCGCCUUUUCAUCCGGAAGUUCAUCUUCCGUUUCAUCUUCUGCAUCGGAAAAUUCUCGUGCAGAGUCCUGGUCGCUUGGACUCGCGAUGGAACUGCUGUUGUCAUCGUCGCCGUCGGAUAUAGAUCGUGCUUUCUGAACAGACACCUCUGAUAUAUUGUGCGAUUGGCGACUUCGUCUGGAGCGGCCAGACAGCUGACCCUGCAUCGCGUAAUGACGGGAUGCAAGAUGCAGUAUGCAUUUGAGUAAAUCCGACGAAGGCAUAAUGUCGGGGCGAACAAAGUGGUGCUCCGCUGUGGCGUUCACGAAGGGGGGAACGGGGUUGACUUUACGUCGCUUGCUCGUCGUGCGCUCGGGUGAUGAGAGACCCUCGGAGACGACUGUAUCGUCCGACCGGGGUAAGUGUCGCCAUCCAGUUCCAUGAUAGGCGG